CCAGAGUUCAAGGAGGUGUUCUCACUCUUCAGCAAAGACGGGGAUGGCACCAUCGCCACCAAGGAGCUGGGCCCCGUCAUGCCCUCGCUGGGCCAGAACCCCGCCAAGGCCGAGCUGCAGGACAUGAUCAACGAGGUGGCCCCUUGCAACAGCACGACCAACUUCCCCGAGUUCCUCACCGCGGUGGCGAGGAAGAUGAAGGACACGGACAGUGAGGAGGAGAUCUGCGAGGCUUCCCAUGUCUUCGACAAGGACGGGAACGGGUACAUCAGCGCGGCAGAGCUGCGGCACGUGAUGGCCAGCCUGGGGGAGAAGGUGACAGACGACGAGGUGGACGAGAUGAUGCGAGAGGCCGACAUCGAUGGCGAUGGACAGGUCAACUACGAGGAGGUCGUGCAGAUGAUGACAGCAAAGUGA
Molecule: messenger RNA, 417 nt
Organism: Pelecanus crispus (Dalmatian pelican)
Lineage: Eukaryota; Metazoa; Chordata; Aves; Pelecaniformes; Pelecanidae
Source: RefSeq, a predicted model, not a curated record